UCCAAGUUUUAUCAAACUUCAGUGGCGCAAAUUAUUCAACGGUAAUAAAGAUAAGUAUUAAAUUAAAAAUAACAUUUAAUUUGGCAUCAUAAUCCAAAAUGUUGAUAAAAUUAAACAGGUUUUUAUGCUCAUUGAUCCGCUUAAAUACUCAGAAAAUGGAUAGCAACGUUAAACUGUCUACAGCGGUUCCUAAAGAAGACGCAGUGAAAGUUGGAAAGUGGGAUAUAAAUUAUUUAACCGUUGGCAAUGGACCACACACUGUACUUCUUGUACCCGGCGCGUUGGGUACAAUAUGGACGGACUUUAAGCCGCAAGUCGAAGGCUUCAACCGUGAGAAGUUUACGGUCGUAGCCUGGGACCCGCCCGGCUAUGGGAAGAGCAGGCCACCGGUCAGAGAUUUCCCAGUUGAUUUCUAUGAAAGAGAUGCUGAUUAUACUUAUGAAUUUAUGAAAGCAUUGAGAAUACCUAAGUAUUCUGUGUUGGGCUGGAGUGACGGAGGCAUUGUAGGCAUGAUCCACGCAGCAAAAUACCCAGAAGCAGUGCAGAAGUUGGUGGUGUGGGGCACCAACUCACUCAUCCUGCCCCAAGAGCUGGAACUGUACAAGAAAACCAGAGACAUCAAAACUUGGUCAGAGAGGAUGAGGAAGCCAAUGAUAGAAGCAUAUGGUGAAGAACUGUUUGCCAAGUACUGGGCGGAAUGGGUUGACGCCAUGGCAGGCGUCUUCAAAGCUAACAAUGGGGACCUCUGCUCUCAGCGGCUCAAGGACAUCGUGGCUCCCACCCUCAUACUUUAUGGCGAGAAAGAUCCGAUGGUUGAUAAUAUGCAUGUGUCACAUUUACAUACCCAUAUAAAAGGAUCAAGAAUACACUUGUACCCGGAAGGCAAGCACAACAUACAUCUCCGGUACGCAGAAGAUUUCAACCAACGUGUUCAAGAUUUCUUACUACUACCUACCGCGUAAUGCAUGUAGUAUUAUUAGAUUAAACACCUAGGCCAGUAAAGUAAGGAAUGCCUCAGAUAACAUGUAAUUAUCGGCCGAGGCGAGGCUUUCUUAUUUACUGGCCAAAGUGCCACUAUUUUUGUGUUCAAUGGAGCCGGGAAGCGGUAUCUUCUUUUAGCUCAGCGGCCUGAAAGGCAUGACUGUGGGUAGAUAAGCAUAUAUCACAAGUUCAUUAUAUAUAUAAUAACUAAAUAAGAAAUAUAAGCUGUAAUAAGAAAAUACUGUAUAAAAAUUUAUUUCAUGUUAAGCAAUUUAAAUGAAAUAUAUGAGGAGU
Molecule: messenger RNA, 1275 nt
Organism: Leguminivora glycinivorella
Lineage: Eukaryota; Metazoa; Arthropoda; Insecta; Lepidoptera; Tortricidae
Product: valacyclovir hydrolase
Exons: 5
Coding region: 99-962 (287 amino acids)
Source: RefSeq, a predicted model, not a curated record